This is a messenger RNA of Aspergillus pseudoviridinutans, 2541 nucleotides long. Its product is annotated as SLC26/SulP family anion transporter. The record is from RefSeq and is a predicted model, not a curated record. Gene Ontology annotation, molecular function: secondary active sulfate transmembrane transporter activity. Lineage: Eukaryota; Fungi; Ascomycota; Eurotiomycetes; Eurotiales; Aspergillaceae. The transcript is spliced from 3 exons. The coding region runs from base 1 to 2541 and encodes 846 amino acids. Gene Ontology annotation, biological process: transmembrane transport. Gene Ontology annotation, cellular component: membrane.
AUGUCUGCCGAUCUUAAAACCAAAAUUGGCCACGGGCUGGCCAAAGGCUUAAGGAUCAAGCUUCCCUAUCGCGACCCCCUUGGUGCCAAUGCUGACCCGGUAACCCGGGGCGAGUCCACGUUCUCCGUUGGCACCGUGGAAACCUAUUCCUACGUCGAACCGGAGCCGACCUCGGCUGAAUGGCUCAAAGAGCUCUGCCCAACUUGGCAGGAUAUUGGCCACUACUUCUACAGACUUUUCCCUUUCUUGACUUGGAUCACGAGGUACAAUAUGCAAUGGUUUUUGGGAGACCUUGUUGCUGGUGUGACUGUUGGAGCCGUGGUCGUUCCCCAGGGUAUGGCGUACGCGAAACUUGCUGCCUUGCCUGUUGAAUUCGGUCUCUAUUCCUCAUUUAUGGGUGUCUUGAUCUACUGGUUCUUUGCUACUUCCAAGGAUAUUACCAUUGGGCCCGUUGCGGUUAUGUCUACGCUGGUUGGAACUAUCGUCCUCAAAGCUCAGAAAGAGAUCCCGGAUGUGCACGCUUAUACCAUCGCAUCCGCCAUGGCUAUCAUCUGUGGUGGGAUCGUCUGCCUCAUGGGUCUCCUCCGUCUCGGUUUCAUUGUCGACUUUAUCCCACUUCCUGCAAUUUCUGCCUUCAUGACUGGAUCAGCCCUCAAUAUCUGCUCCGGUCAGGUCAAAGACCUACUAGGCGAGACUGCCAACUUCAAUACCCGAGAUGCAACCUACAAUAUCAUCAUCAACACCCUCAAGAACCUUCCCAGUGCCGGACUGGAUGCGGCGAUGGGUCUCACUGCCUUGGCCAUGCUUUAUAUCAUCCGCUCUGCCUGUAGCUUUGGCGCAAAGCGCUAUCCUCAGCGCGCCAAGACCUUCUUCUUCCUGUCUACGCUGCGCACUGUCUUCGUGAUCCUAUUCUACACGAUGAUCAGCGCCGCGGUGAACAUUCACCGCAAGAAGGCUGCAUUUAAUCUUCUGGGAAAAGUUCCCCGAGGCUUUCAGCAUGCCGCUGUCCCCGUCCUCAAUGCCAGAAUCAUUAAAACGUUUAUCGGUGAACUUCCCGCCGCGGUCAUCGUCCUUUUGAUUGAGCACAUUGCCAUCUCCAAGUCGUUCGGCCGUGUCAACAACUAUACCAUAGACCCCUCUCAGGAGCUGGUUGCGAUUGGUGUUACAAACCUGCUCGGCCCGUUCUUAGGAGCCUACCCCGCCACUGGAUCCUUUUCCCGAACAGCCAUCAAGUCCAAGGCGGGAGUGCGAACUCCCUUGGCCGGCUGCAUUACCGCAGUUGUCGUGCUGCUUGCCAUCUACGCCUUGCCGGCUAUGUUCUACUACAUCCCCAAGGCAUCCCUCGCGGGUGUCAUCAUCCACGCGGUGGGCGAUCUCAUUACCCCUCCAAACACCGUGUACCAGUUUUGGCGCGUCUCUCCCUUGGAUGCGAUCAUCUUCUUUAUCGGUGUGUUUGUCACCGUGUUCACCUCAAUCGAGAUUGGAAUCUACUGCACUGUCGCUGUUUCCGCAGCCGUUCUGCUGUUCCGCGUUGCGAAAGCUCGCGGCCAGUUUCUGGGAAGGGUCACUAUUCACUCGGUCAUCGGUGACCAUCUUGUGCAAGGUGAUGGCAAGUAUGGACCGGGCAACGGAUAUACUCCCGCCGAUGGCAAGGGCAACUUGCAACGCUCUAUCUUCCUCCCUAUCGACCACGCCGAUGGAACUAACCCUGAGGUCGAAGUGCAGCAGCCGUAUCCCGGCAUCUUUAUCUACAGAUUCUCCGAGGGAUUCAACUACCCCAACUGCAACCACUACACCGACUACCUUGUCCAGACAAUCUUCCGGCAGACCCGUCGUACGAAUCCCUUCUCCUACACCAAGCUUGGCGAUCGGCCAUGGAACAACCCUGGUCCUCGCCGUGGAAAGGAAGAAGAAGACCGGUCGCAUCUGCCGACCCUCCGCGCUGUCAUUCUUGAUUUCUCGUCCGUCAACAACGUGGAUGUGACCUCCGUACAGAAUCUGAUCGAUGUGCGCAACCAAUUGGAUCUCUAUGCCGCUCCACAGACCGUGCAAUGGCAUUUCGCCCACAUCAACAACCGCUGGACCAAGCGAGCCCUGGCCGCCGCCGGUUUCGGCUACCCGACUCCAGCCUCCGAAGAUGGAUUUCACAGAUGGAAGCCUAUCUUUAGCGUUGCCGAAAUCGAGGGCAGGUCCUCCGCCGCCGCGCUCGCCGAGCUCGUGAACAACCAGCAGGCCCACAAAGCGGAACAGAAGAACGGUGACAUCGAAGAGGGUCUCAAGGACAACUCGCAUGCAACGGAGCGCGAAACCCACAGCAUUGAAACCCCGUCCGACAUCAGCAGUACUCAUGACGAUAAACUGCAGCGCGAUCUGACGGAGAGCAAGGCGUACCGGAACCGCCGUAAAGUGGCGCUCGUCCAGGGCCUGAACCGGCCGUUCUUCCAUAUCGACCUGACCAGUGCACUGCAGAGCGCAUUGGCCAACUCGGAGCAGGACCUUCAUGUUGAUCCUGCUGAGGUGAAUGCCACGACUGAUGCUUGA